Messenger RNA from Solanum tuberosum (potato), 375 nucleotides. RefSeq lists its product as uncharacterized. The transcript is spliced from 3 exons. The record is from RefSeq and is a predicted model, not a curated record. The annotation marks the transcript as partial. NCBI's taxonomy places the organism in Eukaryota, Viridiplantae, Streptophyta, Magnoliopsida, Solanales, Solanaceae.
GCAAGAAGCAUCAGGAAUGCAACAAACCGAUCUAAGUUGAAGAUGCUUCAUCAUAUUGGUAGCAAACCUAUUCGAGAGAUUAUUUAUCAAAAGGGUGGGAAAGAUGGCAAUCCACCAGAUUUGGCGACUAUUUUCUUUGAGACUCGUAAGAAAGAUAACAAGCUUGUUGAACCUGAAGCAAUUGAAAAACAUGCUCAACUUGAGGAAAUAGUUCAAGAAGAUCCAUCUCUAUCUAGUAUAGAGAUUGUUGAAAAAUGUUGUGGACCACAAACUCGUAGCCAUGUAUUUGGAUUUGGGGGUGGAGUAAAGGCAAAAGAUUUGAAAGGUGGAACUUCUUCAAAGGCUGAACUAUUGUCUGCGCUACGUUCAACUUGA